Molecule: messenger RNA, 1392 nt
Organism: Blumeria graminis f. sp. triticale
Lineage: Eukaryota; Fungi; Ascomycota; Leotiomycetes; Helotiales; Erysiphaceae
Source: the annotation of a GenBank genome assembly
AUGAAAACGCAUGAAUUCAUUCGUGCGCAACAGCGCAUAGCUGCCCGGCGAGCGGCUGGAGAAAUCUCACGUCAAGAGCGCCUCUCUGCAGCUAAAAGCUACAUGCAACACGACUUCACUCGGCUUUCACGGCUUCCAAUUCCAAUUCACGAACUAAAAUCUAGCACAGUAUCAAUUUGGAACCAGAUACGUAGUCGCGAUGGAACCAACCCUUCUUUUCGUGUCGGCCAAGUCGACGCAGAACUACUCGACGAAGAACUCCUAGGACUUUUGAAAAUUCAGGUCGGUGACGCCUUUAAGUAUUUUGGAUCGCAUAUUCAAAAUGACUGGGGAGCGGAGAUUGUACUUGUACUAAGGUCUAUACUGUUCAAACUCACUAUUUGGGAUCACAACACUACAUAUGGGGCAGCAUUGCAAAAUUUACGGUAUUCAGACGCACGGCUCAAAGAUGAUGCUUUGAAAGUACCCAGUAAGCUGCAGAAGCUUGCAUACGGCGUUUUAAGUGUUGGGGGAAGUUAUGCCUGGACGCGGUGGGAGGGAUGGCUCUUAAGAAUUAAUGAAGAAUACAACUCGUCAAACCGAACGGUAGCGAAAAUUCUAAAACUAAUUCAAACCCUAGAUACUGUGCACUCCGUGGUUGCAUUCAUAAGUUUUUUGGUAUUUCUUGUCAAUGGAAGAUACAGGACACUGCUAGACAGGAUAUUAAAGUUACGCCUAGUACCUAAAAACAAUCAAGCUAGUCGCCAGGUAUCAUUUGAAUAUUUAAAUCGACAACUCGUAUGGCACGCUAUAACAGAAUUUUUACUGUUUCUCCUUCCUUUAGUUGGGAUAAGUAGAUGGAAAAGAUGGAUUUCAAGGACAUGGAAGAAGACUAAAUCUAUGAUCAUGUAUGGGGUAGAAGAUGAAAGUCUUGUUACUUCCGGAGAACUUGGCUUCUUGCCUGAGCGGACUUGUGCGAUUUGCUACCAGAGUCGGAACCCUAUUUCUUCGUCAAAUAAUGAUGCGAUGAUAAUGAAUCAUUCAUCAGAUCAACAAGACAUAACAAACCCUUACGAAAGUAUUCCUUGUGGGUGUCUUUAUUGCUUUGUAUGCUUGGCCACUGUAUUAGAAGCUGAACAAGAGGAUGGAUGGAAUUGUCUAAGGUGCGGGAAAGAAGUCAGGGAAUGUAAACCUUGGGACGGGGAUUUGAUUGCAGAAGAGUCUAAGGCGAUCUCUGUUUCAAAGACAGUUGUAUUCUUAGAGCCGGAGUUUGUAACCACUCCAGGCGAUUCUCCAACAGAGACUUCAGAGACUAAGAUCUCUAGUACCAACGGAACUAGAAAAGCUGAAUGCCUUCAUAGCGAAACCGAAAUAAGUGGAAUGGCCGACAUUGACAAAAAUGAAAAUAAAUAA